UGUAUAUCAAUGCACGUAGGCCAAGCGGGCGUUCAGAUGGGCAACUCCUGCUGGGAGUUGUAUUGCCUGGAACAUGGUAUCCAGCCGGACGGGACCAUGCCGUCCGACAAAGCUUCCGGUUCCAACGAUUGCUUCAACACCUUCUUCAACGAGACGGGCUCUGGCAAGAUGGUACCGCGCGCCGUGAUGAUCGAUCUCGAGCCGACUGUCGUCGAUGAAAUUCGGACAGGAACGUACAAAGGAUUGUAUCACCCGGAGCAAUUAAUUACCGGCAAGGAGGACGCUGCCAAUAAUUAUGCUCGCGGUCAUUAUUCCAUCGGAAGCGAGGUCAUCGAGUCCGUGAUGGACCGUGUGCGCAGACUAACCGAUCAGUGCACCGGCCUGCAAGGCUUCUUCGUCUUCCACUCGUUCGGGGGUGGCACAGGAUCGGGGUUCACGUCUCUGCUUAUGGAAAGGCUGUCCGACGAUUACGGCAAGAAGAGCAAAUUGGAAUUUGUCAUAUAUCCAGCGCCACAAGUGUCUACUGCCGUGGUGGAGCCGUACAAUGCGGUAUUAACAACACACACGACGAUCAGUCACUCAGAUUGUGCGUUCAUGGUGGACAACGAAGCAAUCUACGACAUUUGUCGGCGCAAGCUCGGCAUCGAGCGGCCCUUAUACGCGAAUCUGAACCGGCUCAUCAGCCAAGUGGUGUCGUCGAUUACCGCGUCCUUGAGAUUCGACGGCGCCCUGAACGUCGACUUGACCGAGUUCCAGACAAAUCUGGUGCCCUAUCCCCGCAUACACUUUCCCCUGGCGACCUAUGCUCCGGUGGUGUCCGCCGAAAAGGCCUACCACGAGGGCAUAUCGGUCGCGGAGAUUACCUCCGAGUGCUUCGAGGCCGCGAACCAGAUGGUCAAGUGCGAUCCGCGCGAGGGCAAGUACAUGGCCUGCUGCCUCCUGUACCGCGGCGAUGUCGUGCCCAAGGACGUCAAUGCCGCGAUCGCCGCUAUGAAGGGCAAGAGUUACAUCCGCUUUGUCGACUGGUGUCCCACGGGCUUCAAAGUCGGGAUCAAUUAUCAGCCGCCCACGGCCGUGCCGGGCGGCGAUCUCGCGAAGGUCCAACGAGCUGUCUCUAUGCUAUCUAACACGACCGCUAUUGAAGAAGCAUGGGCCAAGCUCAAUCGCAAGUUUGAUCUAAUGUACAACAAGCGGGCAUUUAUUCACUGGUACGUAGGGGAAGGUAUGGAGGAGCUUGAAUUCGCGGAAGCGCGCGAGGACCUCGCGGCACUCGAGCGGGAUUACGAGGAAGUCGCCCUCGAAUCUCCGUCCACACCGGAUACAUCGCUGGAGUAUUAACAUCGCGCGUUUUUUUGGAGGAAAUCU
Molecule: messenger RNA, 1365 nt
Organism: Temnothorax curvispinosus
Lineage: Eukaryota; Metazoa; Arthropoda; Insecta; Hymenoptera; Formicidae
Product: tubulin alpha chain-like
Exons: 4
Coding region: 10-1338 (442 amino acids)
Biological process (GO): mitotic cell cycle; microtubule cytoskeleton organization
Cellular component (GO): microtubule; cytoplasm
Molecular function (GO): GTP binding; structural constituent of cytoskeleton
Source: RefSeq, a predicted model, not a curated record